AGUCAUUGCUGUAACACUGUGUGAAGAGACCAGAAGAGGGGAAAUACAAUCUGAGAACUAAACUGCCAAAGCCUAACACCACCUAGCAACAGUUGAAAAAACUUUUAAACAAAAGUCUGGGUGAGACACAGACAGAGUAUACCUCCUACUUCUCCUGCCUGGGAUUUCUGCGAGAAGCAGCUCCGGUCUUCUGCUCUCUACCUUGUUUCCUUCAUUACUUCAACUGCUGGUAGACCCAGAAAAGUGGGGAAAGUUUCUGUCUUUGUGUUCUCCUGAGCUGGAUCGUUUUACUCCUGUGGUAGUGCUGUGGGACAGGCUACUGUGAUCUUGCAGUGUAAAGGAUAUAUUCCUAGGUCCGUGUUGCUGACAGGCAGGGAUGAGGUCCCGAAACCAAGGUGGAGAAAGCUCGUCUAACGGGCACUUCUCCAGUUCCAAGCCUGUCAUCAGCCAUGCAGAGAAUGAAAAACUUCAGGAGGAUGCCAAGAAAAAGAACAAACCUCAUCGGAAGGAAGAUGAGGUCAUGGUUUCAGCAACUGUCAAACGGCACUCAAAAUCACCCGGUCCUAGUGAGCGAAAGAACAAGAAGUCCAUAGAGCUUUCUAAAGAAGACUUGAUAAAACUACUCAGUAUAAUGGAAGGAGAAUUGCAGGCAAGAGAGGAUGUGAUCCACAUGCUGAAGACAGAGAAAACCAAACCUGAAGUUUUAGAAGCUCAUUAUGGUUCUGCAACUCCAGAGAAUGUGCUUCGAGUGCUACACAGGGAUGCCAUCCUUGCCCAAGAGAAGUCUGUAGGGGAAGACGUCUACGAGAAACCGAUUUCAGAGCUGGACAGACUUGAAGAAAAGCAGAAGGAGACGUACCGGCGCAUGCUGGAACAGCUCCUGUUGGCAGAGAAGUGCCAUCGCCGCACCGUUUACGAGCUAGAGAAUGAGAAACAUAAACAUACUGAUUACAUGAACAAGAGCGAUGACUUUACCAACCUCUUGGAACAGGAGCGGGAGAGGUUGAAGAAACUUCUUGAGCAGGAGAAGAUCUAUCAAGCCCGGAAGGAGAAGGAGCAUACAAAGAGAAUCAGUAAACUAAGAGAAGAACUAGUCAAGCUCAAAUCAUUUGCACUCAUGCUGGUGGAUGAAAGACAAAUGCAUAUUGAACAACUUGGUCAACAAAGCCAGAAAAUACAGGACUUAACCCAAAAACUAAAGGAAGAAGAAGAAAAGCUUAAAAUUAUUAGUGCAAAAACAAAAGAAGAUGGACAAAAACUGAUGAAAUUAGAGGCAGAACUUGAACACAAAACAUCAUCAUUUUGUCAAGAACAUGAGGAGAUGACUGCUAAACUGGCUAAUCAAGAGUCACAUAAUAGACAACUAAGGCUCAAGCUAGUGGGGUUGACUCGCAGAAUAGAGGAGCUAGAAGAAACUAACAAAAAUCUUCAGAAAACUGAGGAGGAACUUCAAGAAUUAAGAGAUAAAAUAGCAAAAGGGGAAUGUGGGAACUCUAGCUUAAUGGCAGAAGUGGAAAACCUCCGCAAGCGCGUGCUUGAAAUGGAGGGGAAAGAUGAAGAGAUCACAAAAACCGAAUCCCAGUGCAAAGAGCUGAAAAAUAAACUGCAAGAGGAAGAGCAUCAUAGCAAAGAGUUGAAACUUGAAGUGGAAAAACUGCAGAAAAGAAUGUCAGAAUUAGAGAAGCUGGAAGAGGCUUUCAGUAAAAGCAAGUCGGAAUGCACUCAGCUACACUUAAACUUGGAGAAAGAAAAAAAUUUGACUAAGGAUUUGAUAAAUGAGUUGGAAGUGGUGAAGACUCGAGUGAAGGACCUUGAGACAUCUGAAAGCAAGUUGGAAAAGGCUGAAAUAAGCUUAAAAGAUGACCUUACGAAGCUGAAGUCAUUUACUGUAAUGUUGGUUGAUGAGCGAAAAAAUAUGAUGGAAAAAAUAAAGCAGGAGGAAAAAAAGGUUGAGGGCCUAAACAAGAAUUUUAAAGUUGAACAAGGGAAAGUUAUGGAUGUAACAGAGAAAUUAAUAGAAGAAAGUAAGAAAUUUUUGAAACUGAAAUCUGAAAUGGAAGAAAAAGUAUCUAGUUUGACAAAGGAAAGGGAUGAGUUAAUUGGCAAACUGAGAAGUGAAGAAGAAAAAUCAUCUGAAUUAAGCUGUAGAGUUGACCUGUUAAAGAAAAGAAUUGAUGGUAUGGAGGAAGUAGAAAGAGAAAUUACAAGAGGUCGAACUAGGAAAGGAGCAGAGCAUGGUUGUCAUGAGGACAACAAGAUUAAGGAACUUACCAUUGAAAUCGAACGAUUGAAAAAACGUCUCAAACAACUGGAAGUGGUUGAAGGAGAUUUGAUGAAGACUGAAGAUGAGUAUGAUCAGCUAGAGCAGAAAUUUAGGACUGAGCAGGAUAAAGCUAAUUUUCUUUCUCAACAGUUGGAGGAGAUGAAACUCCAGAUUGCCAAAACGAAAGCAAUAGAAAAAGGAGAAGUGGUGAGCCAGGAAGCAGAGCUGAGGCACAGGUUUCGUCUGGAAGAGGCCAAAAGCAGAGAUUUGAAAGCAGAAGUUCAAGCACUUAAGGAAAAAAUCCAUGAGCUCAUGAACAAAGAAGACCAGCUUUCUCAGCUCCAAGUCGAUUAUUCAGUUCUACAGCAAAGGUUUAUGGAAGAGGAAAACAAAAACAAGAGCAUGGGGCAGGAAGUUUUGAAUCUGACAAGAGAGCUGGAGCUUUCUAAGCGUUACAGCCGUGCUCUGAGGCCCAGCAUGAACGGGAGAAGAAUGGUUGAUGUUCCUGUGACGUCCACUGGCGUGCAGACAGAUGCUCUAAGCAAUGAAGCAGCAGAAGAAGAAACUCCAGCAGUGUUUAUAAGGAAAUCCUUCCAGGAGGAGAAUCAUAUAAUGAGCAAUCUGCGACAGGUAGGUCUGAAAAAACCCAUGGAGCGUUCUUCAGUUCUUGAGAGAUAUCCUCCGGCAGCAAAUGAGCUUGCUAUGAGGAAAUCCUGGAUACCAUGGAUGAAAAAGAGGGAAACUGGAGCUCAGACAACGCCUGAUAAAGGAGCCCGAAGCCACAGUAGUCCAGCACAUCCCGGGGAGGUUGUCCUUUCACCAAAGCAGGGUCAACCUCUUCAUAUUCGGGUGACACCAGACCAUGAGAACAGUACAGCAACUUUGGAGAUAACCAGUCCAUCUGCAGAGGAAUUUUUUUCAAGUACCACUGUCAUUCCUACUUUGGGAAAUCAGAAGCCACGAAUAACCAUCAUUCCUUCCCCAAAUGUUAUGCCACAAAAAGGAAAAGGCAGUGAAAGUCCCAUGGGCCCAGAUCGUUCCAUGUCUCCAGUCACUAUAACAACAUUCUCCAGGGAAAAGUCCCCAGAGGGAGGGAGAGCACCCUUCGCUGACAGACCUGCAUCGCCAAUUCAGAUCAUGACAGUAUCGACAUCUGCAGCGCCGGCAGAAAUCUCUGUCUCUCCACAGUCACAAGACAUGACCAUGGGCAGGGCUGUCUUCAAAGUCACGCCAGAAAAGCAAACCGUCCCAACUCCAAUCCGCAAGUACAAUGCCAAUGCCAACAUUAUUACAACAGAAGACAACAAAAUCCACAUCCACUUGGGCUCCCAGUUCAAACGUUCUCCCAGUGCCGCGCCCGACGGCGCGAGCCCUGUGAUAACAGUCCGACCGGUGAACAUCGCGGCAGAGAAAGAGGUGGUCACCGGUACUGUUCUUCGAUCACCUCGCAGCAACCUGUCCCCACGACCUGCAGCCAGCAAGGUGACAAGUACUAUCACCAUCACACCUGUUACAACAUCUUCCACACGAGGAACACAAUCAGUGACAGGACAGGAUGGGUCAUCCCCGAGACCUACACCCACCCGCAUUCCUGUCUCAAAAGGUAUGAAAGCAGGAAAGCCAGUAGUGGCAGCCCCAGGAGCAGGAAAUGUGACAAAAUUCGAGCCUCGUGCUGAGACUCAGUCUAUGAAAAUAGAACUGAAGAAAUCUUCAGCCAGCAGCUCUGCCUCCCUGGGCGGGGGUCAGGGCUGAUGGCAGUGGCUCAGGGGGGGCUGCACAACAAAAAUGUGUCUAAAGAAAAAUGAAGUCUAAAGAGCUGGAAUCAGGCAGCUGGUUAAACUGUUAGCUAAAACCAGGUAUUUUGUUAUACUCAAAACUUUUGACAUCUGUUUUAAUUGAUCUAAUAUUCUUGUUUCCUGAAGGUAGAAGAAGGGUAAGAUGGGAAGAAAGCCUAUAGUUCAGAAGCCUUAAAAGUUCAAGCCUAACUAUUUGUAUUACACUGAAAUUACCUCUGAAGACAGUUAUGUUUAAUGAAUACAGUAAGACACUCCAUUCAGUAGGUCAGCUCCAAAAGGCAAUUUAAACAACCAAAUCUAAAAACAAUGCCGAAGCCCAAGAGGAAUCCUGAAGAUCUUCCUGCUGUUCUUCCACAGACCUUAUCUAGUCAGUGUUUCUAUUAUGACUUAAAUGUAGCAUUGCAUCUGCUGUACCUCAUUGAGAUCCAUAAUGCAGGUAUUCUUGUAUUUCCCCCGAGGCUUUUAAGUCAAACCAGGAUUUCAUGGUCACUUAAAGUCAGGAUAUAACUCCACACUCGACUGAAAAGCUCUAGUCCUGUCUUUGUCACCUCCAGGCAAGAAAGUACUCACUGACUAUAUGGUUGUCCUUUGAGCUGGCAAAAGUAUUUGAAUUUAACUGGGAAACUGAUCUGAAUGAAAAGGAAUCUGGCAAAAAAGCGUAAAGGCUGGCUUUAACAUAACUUAGUGCCAGGCUCACAGGCCAGAAAAAGAAAGAAGGAGGGCACAGGAAACCAGUUGGUGUUUUAAAAUGACUCUAGGAUCAUGAAUGCCUUCUAGUAGAUCAAAUACCACACAAAUGCAGGGGUAGUGCUGCUUAUUUUCAAAAGCUUUUGAUUGAAACCUUUUUUCAAAGGUAGGAGACAGUAUCUGAGGAGACUCAAAUCCACAUCAGCUGCAGGCAGGUUCACUAGUAGCACUGACAGCUGAGGAGGAAGAAGGUGGCAUUCUCAUUCCCUCCUGGAAAGGCUGUGCCGUUCUGCAUGGAAUGCUUCAGUAUUUGCUGAGCAGAAACAAGGGAAUGGUUGAGGGGUCAGGAUAUUGAACUAGGAGGGAGCCCCCCCCCAGAUCUGUGUCCCUGUUCCAAAGGCUGCCUUUGAGCCUGACCCUGUUGAAAAGGAGGCUUAUAAGAUGAAGUGUCUGUGCUCAUCCAUCCUUCCAUCUCUCCUUCCCUAAUGAAUAACACUGAAUAACCAACCAAUUUCAUGCAAACCUGGCAGAGCGAUAGGGAUGUCCAGAAUAAGAAGUUUUUCCAGCUUAAUGAAAAGGACGACAGAGAAGAGGAGCAAGACCUUAGCAGUGCCUCACUGUGUGGAAGAGUAGGGCAUGAGCUCACCUUCAUACAGCAUCAAAGAAUGAACACAAGAUGAUGUCACAAAUGCCACAAGGACAAGCAUUGUUCAGACCUCAGAUUUUACUAGGCACCAAAGAAUCAAUCUCUGACACAUCCAAAGGAUAAUAUUAGGGCUUUAUUUACAGGGCUUUUGUGUAUUCUACAUUACUGGAUUACAACGCGUAAUAAACUAAGCCUUCCUAAAUGAUCAUUUGGAAUCACUCAUCCUUAUGCUUUCUCUCUCUUAACUUUUUUGUCAUUUUGUUUGGGUUUUUUGUAAUGAAGUGGAACAAUUUCAGCAGCAAAAUAAUGCACUCAGAAUCAUGAUAGUUACAAUGCUGUGUCAGGAACUAAGAUGACUGAGUAAUCUUUGUACUUCUAGUCAUAUUCAGUGUCAGCUGGAGAGAAGCCCUGUUUUGGCUGAUGACAUGGCCGUGUUUGCAGUUGUGAUAACUCAAGCCCAGCAGCAGUAAUAUAUGGCUUAGCAUCAGUAGUAAGGUGGAGAGGGGGAAGAGCAGGCAAAAUGCCAGCCUGUUCAUGAGCAGCACACAUGGAUUGAGAAGGUGCACCCUGUCAAUCAAGAUCAUCUCUCUAAUUUUAAGUCUAGUUACCAGCAAGUUUUCUACUGUGUUCCUGAGUUACAUCCCAUCACCAGACUUAGUGCUACAUAGGGGUAUUGCUAAUGUAGUCAUUAGUAGAUCAAUACAUUUGAGUAAGUGUGACUGAAAAAGGAGCACGGAGCUUCAACUGUAAUGCCUAGAGGGAUUUCUCUCAGAACAGUAAACAUCCUAAGCAAAUGGUAGAAGAAAAACAGAGAUUUUUAUUUACUUUACUCACCUUUUUUCCUUUUGUGACACGUGUUAGUGUGAUUUUUCAAAAACCAAACACUGUGACUCUUUGUAAUAUGCCCAUGGAGAACAGGUCACUGUAUUUAAACCUCAAACCACUUGUAGCACAUAUUAAUUAUCACUAUGGGAGUAAUCACUAAAGCCACAUUAAUAUGUUGAUCCAUGCUAACAGGAUACCAAGUCAUAUGUCACGGCUUGAAAUAUGCCAUAUAGAUUCUAAAAUAUUCUCAAUAUUUACAUGAAUAUUCAGUAAUUUUGAUCAAAUGAGGAACAGCAGGUCUUUAAAUAGAGUAAGCUACUGUCCAGCUGGGUUUCAGGUACUUGGCAUAAGCUGCAACAGUCAGGACAAUAUUCAGACCAAUUAUAUGUUCCCAUCACACAUCAGUGGCCAAUUUCAUUGACUUGCUUUGAAACACAGUUUGCUGGCAGGAGUUUUUGUGAGCUCAUCUUUUGAACUUGCUUUCAUUUAGGGGAAUAGUUUUCUCCCCUGAGUCAGUGUGAGUUAUGCUCUUGUUAUUUUGCUUGAGCUCUUUCGGGCAAAAUUAUAUGCAAUAUUUCUCAUUAUAGAUAUUAACUUCACUUUGAAUCUUACUCCCUACACAUGCUCUUACCAUGGCUUUUUUUCCUGAAAACAUAACCAGGGUUAACUACUGUCAGGUGCAGAGCUAUCAGCUCUGAGGGUAUGAAAGACUCAGGUGUGAAUGGUUCUCUAAACAAAAAAAACCUCUCCUUGGGAUUUUAAAAACAGAAAUACUGAUGUAUGAUUCUCUUCUGUUGCUUGGGUGUGCAUUGUCUGUGGUAGAUUCAUUUUUGUAUUAUCUGGUGAUACUUGUAUAUAUUGUAAGGAGAAAUUAAACUUUAUAUCUUAAAAUGUCACUUGAUGUGCUUCAUUAUGUGAACUGGUAUCCUGAUAUGUUUCCUCAAGAAGUUCUGCUUUACAUCAGUAGGACUGAAAGCACAACUAGCUGUUUUACAUUAACUUAAUUUUCUUUUUCUGUCAUUAAAAUAAAUUGUUUUAUUUAAGUGAAUACUUAGCUCCUUGAAAUAUUCCAAUCUAGAACCCUAGAAAAAAUUUAUUUAAUAAUAUCCUUCAAAUAUAAUCAUAUUCCUACAGAGGGUGGCCCAAAAGAACUCUGACAAAAUUGGCCCUACUAUAAUUUUAGCUCAGUAACUGUUCAGACACCUCUUUUAGUAACUACACGUGUGUGUGUGUGUACAUAAUAUAUAUAUUCAUACAUACAAAUCAAUAUGUAAGGAUGUCAAGUAGAAACAACUGAGACAAACUUAGAGUGUGUGUUCUCUAGGUGUGUGAGAAAUGAAUGAAAGAUAAAUAUCAGUGGAAAUUAUUUGAUUUUUUAAAAAAUUAUUUUUUCUCCUACUUUUUUCUGCACAACUACUCUUUGGGUUUGUAGGAGAAAGGUGUCUGGUUCAGACAUUGACUGUAGUUUUGCUGUUUAUUCAGUGACUGAGCCUUAACAAGGAGCAUGAUAUUUUUCUGCUGCCAAUUUUUUUAGAAUUUUGUGUCCUUAUUAAAUGUGCACAGUGAAUAUUAAUUUUUUUCUUAAAAAAUACUUUUAAUAUUAAGAAAAUAAUUUGUAAAUGUACAUCAUAUUCCACAAGAGCUUCAAGUUAGAACAGCACAGUUAGAACAGUAAGGUAAAAUCGUGUAAUAGUUUGUGGUUCUUUCACAUUCACUGCUCAGAUAUGGUGGAACUGGUGUACAUUUCUUGUUGAAAAUAUUUUGUUAUUGAUAAAUUUUAUGAAAAAGAAAUACUUUCAAUUUGGGAAAUUCUAUUAUUUCAUUUGCCUUAACGUAUUUUAUUGGACGUUGCCUCAGCCCUGCUCUUACUUCACCACAACUGAAAAGCAGCACUGGGAUCUGCCAUCUAGUGGCAAACUUCUGGCAGUAAGAGUACAUGGAAAACAUUUUCAUUUUUCUUUCUUAGAAUACAACUUCAUGAAACACCUUGCAAAUAUUAAUUAGGAAGCAGAUAAAGGAAUACAAAUGUAGAAGGCAAAAAUUAUAUCAAUACUGUCAUUUCUUGGGUCCUGUAAAUUUUGAAAAAUCUUCAGGCUAUUGAGAAAGGAAGGUAACAAAAGUAAUUUCAAUUAAGAUGAAUAUUUCUGAAAAUGUAUAACUGUUGCUUGAAUUAGUAUUGGUACAGUCACAUUAUUUGAAAUGCAUAAAAUACACCUCUUUGGAGAAAAAUGUUAAUUGACAGUUAAAUUGUUAUAUUUAAAAAGUUGCCUGUAAGAGCUGUAUAUAUAGAAGAACAGAAGACCAGGCCAUUAGUACUUCAGUAGAUUAAUCAGGGUCAAGGACCUCUGAUACUACACACAGGACAAAAUUAAAUCCAGCCUUUUAAAGAAAAUGCCGAGACAGUUUUGCAUGCCGUGGCUGAAAUUUAUCCCCAUUAAGGUCAGUAGCAAAAUUCAAGACAACUUGCUGAAUAAAUACAGCAUAGGUUUAUAAACCAAGUUUAAAUUAAAAAUUGAGAAAUGACCCCCUAGCUCUUCCUCAUCCCUAUUUAUGAAUUGCCACCAGAUUUGUGAAGAAGUUGCUUAGACAAUGUAUUAGACGCCCAACUCUAAGUCUUUCUCUAUCGAGUUUGGAUGUGGAACUGGAACUUUGGUGUCCCUCUGCUUUAGUCCAUUCAACUGUAUUACUCCUUUUUCCCUAUGGACAACCAAAUGAUUCUGUUGACAUUGAAGUGGAAACCAAGGCCCUCUGAGCCCUCGACAGGUACUAAUUUAGUUUCCCCUUGUAGCAUUAGCCAGGACACUUUUAUCAAGCAGUGAUGUGAGAGUGAGUUUGUGAGACUUUUUUAGAAAAAUGCCUUGCACUGCCUUUGUAGUUGUUCUUUAAAGUAAGCUGCACUGCGUUUGUAGUUUCAUAAACCCAAAUGUUUUGCUCUCUUUU
Molecule: messenger RNA, 9157 nt
Organism: Onychostruthus taczanowskii (white-rumped snowfinch)
Lineage: Eukaryota; Metazoa; Chordata; Aves; Passeriformes; Passeridae
Gene: FILIP1
Product: filamin A interacting protein 1
Exons: 7
Coding region: 377-4015 (1212 amino acids)
Source: RefSeq, a predicted model, not a curated record